This is a messenger RNA of Lizanozyma spartinae, 1347 nucleotides long. RefSeq names its product glycylpeptide N-tetradecanoyltransferase (gene NMT1). The record is from RefSeq and is a predicted model, not a curated record. Gene Ontology annotation, cellular component: cytoplasm. Lineage: Eukaryota; Fungi; Ascomycota; Pichiomycetes; Serinales; Debaryomycetaceae. Gene Ontology annotation, biological process: N-terminal peptidyl-glycine N-myristoylation. Bases 1 to 1347 code for a protein of 448 amino acids. Gene Ontology annotation, molecular function: glycylpeptide N-tetradecanoyltransferase activity. The transcript has a single exon.
AUGUCUGGAAAGGAAAAUGGUCUGUUUGACCCCAAGCUGAUUGAAGAGCUUUUACGUAAGUUGGCGAUGGGGGAUCCCUUAAGUGAGAAACAACAGAAGGAAAUGAAGGAUUAUAAGUUUUGGAAGACUCAACCAGUACCACUGUUUGAUGAAAAGUCUCAAGCUGAUGGCCCAAUAGAUAGCGUAAGAACUCCAGAUGAUAUCCCUGAUACUCCGUUGAAGUUGUUAUCCAGUUUCGAAUGGGUAACUUUGGAUGUUGAAAAUGAAGACGACUUGGAUCAAAUUUAUACCUUGUUGUAUGAAAAUUAUGUUGAAGAUGUGGAUUCUACUUUACGUUUCAAGUAUUCUCAUGAUUUCUUCAAAUGGGCCUUGAAACCUCCAGGAUGGCGUAAGGAUUGGCACGUUGGUGUCAAGGUUAAAGGAAGUGGUAAAUUGGUUGGGUUUAUAUCUGCUGUUCCUAUGACUUUGAACUUAAAAAAAGGUGCCACUGAAUUUCCUUGUGUUGAAAUCAACUUUUUAUGUAUCCAUAAGAAAUUGAGAGAUAAAAGAUUGGCUCCAACCUUGAUUAAGGAAAUCACCAGAAGAGUGAAUAAACAAAACAUCUGGCAAGCCUUAUAUACCGCAGGUGUUGUGUUACCAGCACCGGUAUCAGUUUGCCGUUAUACGCACCGCCCCAUAAACUGGUCAAAGCUGCAUGAUGUUGGGUUCUCUCAUUUACCUCAAGGGGAAUCUAAGUCCAGUAUGAUAGCUAAAUACGCAUUACCAAGUGAAACCAAAACCAAGGGAUGGAGAGAAAUGAAACUUGAAGAUGUUGAUCAAGUCCAUGCUUUAAUAACUGAAUACCAAAAACGAUUUGAUAUUGUUCAAGUAUUUUCAAAGGAGGAGAUUUCCCAUUGGCUUUUAGAUGUUAAUUCUUGUAAUCCAGAAAAUAAGGUAAUCUGUUCAUAUGUGGUGGAGAAUAGUGAUGGUAGGAUCACUGAUUUCAUCUCGUACUAUUUAUUACCAUUCACUAUAUUGAAUGAUAAAACUCACAACGAGCUUGGAAUUGCCUACUUGUUCUAUUAUGCCACUGAUCUGGCUGAUAAAGAUGGUUAUAAGAAACGGUUGAUAAGUUUAGUCAAUGAUGCAUUGGUCACAGCAAAGAAGCUCAACGUUGACGUAUUCAACUGUUUAACUUCUCAAGAUAACAAUCUUUUUAUAGACGAAGCCAAGUUUGCCCCUGGUGAUGGAUAUUUGAACUACUACUUAUUUAACUACAGAACAAAGACUAUUAGUGGUGGUAUAAAUGUGGAAUCAAAAGAGAUCUUAAAGAACUCUACCAGUGGUGUUGGAGUGGUGAUGUUAUAA